CUUGCCUUGCGAAGACACUUUCCACGCAGCAGCCGAAGCUGAUACAUUUCGCUCAGGGAAUAAAUAUCCACAAACCGCGCGGCUGUGUCUUUACAGGAAUACCACUCGAUCGCGGGCGCAUGUGAAGCGUGCACAUGCCUGGCUGGGACUAACACACCAUGGUUGUGACACAAGUGCGGCUAUCUCUGCCUCUGCUCCUCUGACCACAGAGAGAAAGAAAAGUCUUCGGAUCUCUCCGAGAAGGCUGUUAUUUUUCUUUUCUUUUUUUCUUUUUCUUUUAAUUUUCAUUUCAGUGACUCUCAGCGAAAUAUUACUGGAAAUAUCGUCCGGAUGGUGACCGCGGACUGGACUACCUGUUUUCAGCUGAUUUGCUCCACGCGAGGGGAAGGGACCGGGAGACUUGCGCCCGUCGCCUUCUCUCUGGUUUAAUAAGGCGCAUUGGAGAUCAGUGAAAAAAAAAAGGGAGAAGGGCUGCUGUAUUCACACGUUUUACACCAGAGGGGUCUUACUCCCCCCCCGAUCUCCACCUCUACGUGUUUUGGUGAAUGGGGGUAACUGUGUUCCCGGAGGCUUGACACAGCUGGGACAGGGACAGGGACUUGGGACGGGACUGGGUGCGCGGAGCGUCGGUCACCCAGGAUUGUACUCCCUCCUCUCUCUCGUGGGUCUAUUUACAUGUCCGACCUGACUGCUUUAUGACAAUGGAUUACUUUCUGCUUUUAUGCAGCCUCUUGCUGCCCGCGGUGUCCGCCGUUGAAGAGACGCUGAUGGACACGAAGUGGGCCACGACAGAAUUAGCCUGGACUGCCCACCCUGAGACCGGGUGGGAAGAGGUGAGCGGCUACGAUGACGCCAUGAACCCCAUCAGGACGUACCAAGUCUGCAAUGUCCGUGAGCUCAACCAGAACAACUGGCUACGCAGUGACUUCAUCCCGCGAAAGGAUGUGCUGCGCGUAUAUGUGGAGAUGAAAUUCACAGUGCGCGACUGCAACAGCAUCCCUAACAUCCCAGGAUCCUGCAAAGAGACCUUCAACCUCUUCUACUACGAGUCCGACUCAGACUCAGCCACCGCCACCAGCCCUUUCUGGAUGGAGAACCCGUACGUGAAGGUGGACACUAUUGCCCCAGAUGAGAGCUUUUCCAUGCUCGAGUCUGGACGGGUAAACACAAAAGUCCGAAGUUUCGGGCCGUUGUCCAAAGCCGGGUUCUACUUGGCCUUCCAGGACCUUGGCGCUUGCAUGUCGCUCAUCUCAGUUAGGGUCUUUUAUAAAAAGUGCUCCACCACCAUUGCCAACUUUGCCGUCUUCCCAGAGACGGCAACUGGGGCUGAGGCAACGUCCUUGGUCAUCGCGCCGGGAACUUGUGUCCCCAACGCCGUGGAGGUGUCCGUGCCGCUUAAGCUUUAUUGCAACGGGGAUGGCGAGUGGAUGGUUCCCGUAGGAGCCUGCACCUGCUCGGCCGGUUUUGAACCAGCCAUGAAAGAAACCCAAUGUCAAGCUUGCAGCCCGGGCACCUUCAAGUUCAAGCAGGGAGACAGCCUCUGCCUGCCCUGCCCAGCCAACAGCCGUGCCAGCUCAGGGGCGUCCAGCGUUUGCUCCUGUCGAAAUGGUUUCUACCGCUCAGACACAGACUCUCCAGACUCCCCUUGCACCACUGUUCCCUCCGCGCCGCGCAAUGUCAUCUCAAGUGUGAACGAGACCUCGCUCGUGCUGGAAUGGAGCGAGCCUCGUGAGAUGGGCAGCCGCGACGACAUCUUCUACAACGUCAUCUGUAAGAAGUGCCUGCCCGAGCGGGGAAUGUGCUCGCGGUGUGACGACAACGUCGACAUCUCGCCGCGCCACCUCGGCCUGACCCAGCGCCGCGUGACCGUCCGCAACCUGCAAGCGCACACGCAGUACAGCUUUGAGAUCCAGGCGGUCAACGGCGUGUCCAACAAGAGCCCCUACACGCCUCAGUUCUCGACUGUGAACAUCACCACCAAUCAGGCCGCUCCGUCUGCAGUGCCCACAGUUCACCUGAUGGCGGCCUCGGCGAGCACCAUGAGCCUGUCCUGGCUGCCUCCAGAGAAACCCAACGGAAUCAUUCUGGAUUAUGAGAUUAAGUACCAUGAGAAGGUAAGCAGCAAUGAUCAGGGUGAGGCCAUCGCCCAUACCAUGACUGCCCAGCGGAGCAAUGCCCGCAUUGAAGGCCUCAGGGCUGGUACACCCUAUGUGGUGCAGGUCCGUGCCCGGACUGUGGCCGGUUACGGCCGUUACAGCAGCCCGGCCGACUUCAGCACCAACCUGCAAACCGACCCUCCAAAGUCAUGGCAGGAGAAGCUGCCACUCAUCGUGGGAUCAGCCACCACCGCCUUGGUGUUCAUCAUUGCAGUUGUGGUCAUCGCCAUUGUCUGCCUCAGAAAGCAGAGAAACGGCUCAGAGUCGGAGUACACAGAGAAACUGCAGCAGUACAAAUCCCCAAUAGUAACGCCGGGAAUGAAGGUCUACAUUGACCCCUUCACCUACGAGGACCCCAACGAGGCAGUGCGCGAAUUCGCCAAGGAGAUCGACGUCUCCUGCGUGAAGAUCGAGGAGGUCAUUGGCGCAGGUAACCCACCAAAGCUCCUGAGCUACAGGGGGAAGACUGCUAGUCACCUCCAGGCCAUACCGUUAGAGGACUUCACACCAAGCGGAGAGUUUGGGGAGGUGUGCCGCGGUCGCCUCAAGCUGCCCGGGCGCCGGGAGAUCAUCGUGGCCAUCAAGACUCUCAAGGUGGGCUACACUGACCGCCAGAGGAGAGACUUCCUGUCCGAGGCUUCCAUCAUGGGCCAGUUCGACCACCCCAACAUUAUCCGUCUGGAGGGCGUGGUCACCAAGAGCCGGCCAGUGAUGAUCGUGACCGAGUUCAUGGAGAACGGAGCGCUGGACUCUUUCCUAAGGCUCAACGACGGGCAGUUCACCGUCAUCCAGCUGGUCGGCAUGCUGCGCGGAAUCGCAGCGGGAAUGAAGUACCUGUCAGACAUGAACUACGUGCACAGAGACUUGGCCGCCCGCAACAUAUUGGUCAACAGUAAUCUGGUGUGUAAGGUGUCGGAUUUCGGGCUCUCUCGUUUCCUCGAGGACGACCCCACGGACCCCACCUACACCAGCUCCCUGGGCGGGAAAAUCCCCAUCCGCUGGACGGCUCCGGAGGCCAUCGCCUACAGGAAGUUCACCUCGGCCAGCGAUGUGUGGAGCUACGGCAUCGUCAUGUGGGAAGUGAUGUCGUACGGCGAGCGGCCGUACUGGGACAUGAGCAAUCAAGAUGUGAUAAAUGCCGUGGAGCAGGACUAUCGACUGCCCCCACCCAUGGACUGCCCCACAGCGCUGCACCAGCUCAUGUUGGACUGCUGGGUGAAAGAGAGGAACCUGCGACCCAAAUUCACCCAGAUCGUGGCCACGCUGGACAAGCUUAUCCGCAACGCCGCCAGCCUCAAGGUGGUCACCAACAGCACACAGUCCACCGGGGUAUCCCAGCCCUUGCUUGACCGCUGUGUGCCAGACUAUACCACUUUCACCACUGUGGGGGACUGGCUGGACGCCAUCAAGAUGAGCCGCUACCGUGACAACUUCGUCAACGCCGGAUUCGCUUCCUUUGACCUGGUGGCCCAGAUGACAGCAGAGGACUUGCUGCGGAUAGGGGUGACGUUGGCUGGCCAUCAGAAGAAGAUUCUCGGUAGCAUUCAGGAUAUGAGACUACAGAUGAACCAAACACUUCCUGUCCAGGUGUGAGCGACAGGACACACAGACCGUUACAGUCGAAGGACAGCCGGACAGGAAAACGGGGGAGGAACUGUGCCAGAGAGAGCCAUUGGAAAACCCUAGCUGCCUGACCCAUCUCUGCCAAUUAGACGCUAUGAAACUGGCUUGCAGUGCCUCUGACUUUUUUUUUUUUGUUGUUGUUGUUUUUUUUUCUUUAUUUCACUACCACUUCCAUUUCCUGUUCCCGCUUUUUUGUUGUUAAUCGUCACCGUUUCUUUUCUUUUCCAUCCAAUCAGAAUAAGUGUGUUUUUUGAAAGAGGAAGACAAGUUGACCCCUCCCCCCCAUACCCCAUGCGUGCCUCACCAGCUCUGGUGUGGGUUUGACGUUUGCAUGCAUGUGUGUUCUAGUGAGGUUGGCCUUAGCCCUGCAACUGAAACGUCACACUCCGAUCCUCAUGCAAGAGUCCCCCCCCCCCCGCCCCCCUGACCUCUCAACCCAGCUUCGAUGGACGUAGUGAAGAAUGAACGCCCCGGUGUAAAAAAAAAAAACAAAAAAAAAGUGGACAGACGUUCACACAUAAAAACAAAAAAAAAACAAACAGAGGACCCGCAGGAGAUAGAGGACGGUUCUUUCCCUGAUAGAAGUUGUUUUACUGUGCACGUGUGUGUCAUUCUCCAUCUUCAUAUUGAAGGUGUGUUAUCUAAAAGGGCACUUGCUGGAGAAGGGUGAGGUGGUGGAAGAGGAAAUAUUAGGUCAAAGGUCAAGAGGAUGACAGAGGUGAAAUGGGUCAAUGGAGAGCGGCCACAUUUUUGGACACUUGUUUUGGCCGCUGAUCGACGACCUCUUCACUCUGACCUGGAGUGACUCAGGAUAGCUCCACAGCUUGGGAUCACCUGCUCGUCAACUGUGUUUUUACACAUGAAAACCUUUUAUUUUUGUUUGUCCACACUAGUUUUUUCUUUCUUUUUUUUUUUUUCUUCUCAUGGCUUUCUUACACAAUUUUAUUGGGAGAUUUGUGGUUUCAAAAUGGCCGGUCAAACCCCCACUGGACACUUUACUGUGAUCGCGGGGAGACAAGGACUGUGGCAAAACACUAUAGAAAGACCACUUGGCCUUUUUGUGUGCAUUUUUUGUAAGUGUGUGUGCGCGCAUGUGUGCGUGUAUGCGUGAUUACGUGUGCUUGGAUGUGCGGGUGUGUCAAGUUGCACACGAGUAUACUGUACAAUACAGCUUCCGCUAUUUGCCACCGUGGAGAAUUAACGCAUGAACUGAACCGUGACAAGGAGCAAAUAUAUCUGAAACAAUUACGCUAUAUUCUGUGGACAACUGUUAAACAUUCUUUUUUAUUGAAUCCAAAAAAAAAAAUGAACUUAGGACAUACAUAUAUAUAUAAAAUUCUAUAUAUAUAUAUAUGCAUCAUGCAGAGACUGAGAGGAACCAUGACGGACACCUUACUUUCUACUUACUAUUAUCUGGAUUUAGAAAUAAUCAAAAUUCUUGUUUUAAUUUCUUGACAUCCUGCCCUAUGUAUUUAUUUGUACCCCCACCCCCACCCACCGGCACCCAGACGGACUUCAGGCCAUUUGGGACAGUGGACUUGGAACAAUCAGAGAGGACGAGAGAGACUCCAAGAGGAUUCACCUAAAUGAAUUGAUGAUUAUUAAAACAAAUGAAAAAUUGCAUAUAAAUUGGA
Molecule: messenger RNA, 5413 nt
Organism: Acanthopagrus latus (yellowfin seabream)
Lineage: Eukaryota; Metazoa; Chordata; Actinopteri; Spariformes; Sparidae
Product: ephrin type-B receptor 3-like
Exons: 16
Coding region: 696-3749 (1017 amino acids)
Biological process (GO): protein phosphorylation; cell surface receptor protein tyrosine kinase signaling pathway; axon guidance
Cellular component (GO): plasma membrane; neuron projection
Molecular function (GO): ATP binding; transmembrane-ephrin receptor activity; protein binding
Source: RefSeq, a predicted model, not a curated record